Molecule: messenger RNA, 4599 nt
Organism: Spirodela intermedia
Lineage: Eukaryota; Viridiplantae; Streptophyta; Magnoliopsida; Alismatales; Araceae
Source: the annotation of a GenBank genome assembly
AUGAAGAUGGAAGGAACAUUGCAAGGACAAGUGAUCACCAUCCUAAUUGACUCAGGUUUGACGCAUAAUUUUAUAUGCUUGGAGUUUUGUGCACGCCUUAAAGUACCUUACAUAGAAAUCACGAAUUAUGAAAUCUUCAUGGAGAAUGGAGAGACCCUCGAGGGUAACAAAAUGUGUAGGGAUAUUUUCAUACAAGUACAAGGCUUAGACAUGAUUGAAGACUUCUUACCAUUGACACUAGGGAGCACAUAUGUGAUAUUAAGAAUGCAAUGACUUAGUUCGACAGGAUAGAUACAUGUAAAUUGGGGGACAUUAAUCAUGAAGUUUGUGAUAAAUGAUGUGGUGAAAGUCCUUAGAGGAGAUCCAAAAUUGUCUAAAUCAGAACUCUCACUAAAGAUGUUGUAGAAAACUAUCAGCAGACAACCUCCGAUCCUCUUGGAGUUACAUUAGGUGCAACUACAACCCGAAUAAGUGAGUACCACUAAGACCACCGGAAUUGAAUUCAAAUUCAAAUAAUUAUUUCCAUCUAUAUUUUCUCUUAUAAUGAAAUUACCGUCAGAGCGCGAGGUGGACUAUUCCAUCAACAUUGUUCCUAGUAACAGAUUGGUAAACCUAUGUCCAUAUCAAGAUUCCUACUUCCAAAAGGAUGAAAUUGAGAAGCUGGUACAAUAGCUUAUGGUGACAGGAUUUAUUCAAUUAUCACAAAAUCUUUAAGCAAGCCCUAUCUUAUUAGUGAAGAAAAAGAUGGGAGAUGGCGAUUUUAUGUAGACUAUUGAUAAGUCUUCAUUAUCAUGAGUUAAUAAUUAGUAAAUAAUAUAGUUUUAGCCUUAACUCAUGAUAAAUAAACUUAUAUUUGUGUUAAAGUGUGAAAAGUGGUUUUCAGUUGAUUAACGUGAUUUUUUAAGUAAUUAUGUGAUUUUAUAUGAUUUUUACAGUUUUACUUUUGAGAUAAUUGAAGGAAAAGAAAUUAAAAUAAAAAUAGCAAAAUGGGAGUGGCUCGCCGGCCAGCUAAGCCCGCAAGCGGGUCGGAAGCGCAAUCAGGCAUAAGCCGCAAGUAGGGGCUUGAGUGGCUUGAACUAGUGGGGGCACGUGUGCGCCACCCCCCUUCUACGUCUCUAGUGGCCAGCCGGCGUGGGGCAAGGAGUGGUCAUACACGCGCAAGAAAGGGACUUGAUCGGAAAUGUAAUAUUACUUUAUAUUCGCCAGAAACUUCAGCGCACAACCGAUGUGGGACUAAACCUGUGUCACCUUCCCCAGAAAGGGCGGGCAAUCGACGUGGGUUUGAAUCCUCCUAGACUCAAAACUCAUAUUUUUUUUAUCUGAUUAUCACGACUUUCUUGUAGAUCGCCAGUGAAGGAUUAAGCAACUAGAAUUGCUAGAUCAUCAGCAAAAAUCUUGUCAACGUGAUUCGCGGAGCAUUGUUACUAAAAUUUUUGAACGAUUCGCGAUAAAAGAAUCACAAUUCCAUCGAGUAAAGCAUCUUCGAUUGAUCGACGAAUAAGCCGUCGUCGAGAAGAGGACGAUCCGCCGGGAGACAAGUCGCCACCUCCUAAGAGCGUACCAGAUGCGAUGAAGAGCCUCUUCUUGCUACGUGAACAUGAGGAUGAAGCUCCCUGACACGCACCCCACCUCCAUCUAGCUCCUCUCUGUCGAGUGACAGCCGUCGGAGAGCCAUAAAGUCACUGUUUUUUCGCUUCGCCGGGUGACAGUCACCAAAGACGAUUCGACGACCCAUUUCAUUGAUCUCUAGACUUCGCAAGGAGAUCUAGAGAUUGCCCACCUUGUCUUUGUCCAAAUAGAGCCUUUGAGGCCAUUGACACUGCACGACGAUUGAUAAAUCUUCAUUAUCAUGAGUUAAUAAUUAGUAAAUAAUAUAGUUUUAGCUUUAACUCAUGAUAAAUAGACUUAUAUUUGUGUUAAAGUGUGAAAAGUGGUUUUCAGUUGAUUAAUGUGAAUUUUUAGGUAAUUAUGUGAUUUUACAUAAAUUUAUAUGAUUUUUACAGUCUUGCUUUUGAGAUAAAUGAAGAAAAAGAAAUAAAAAUAAGACAAAAUGAGGGGGACCCGCUGGCCAGCCGGGCCCGCAAGCGGGUCGGAAGCUCAGUUGGGGAGUAGCCGCGAGUAGGGGCUUGAACGGCUUGGACUGAUAGGGCACGUGUGCGCCACUCCCCUUCCACGUCACUGGUGGCCAGCCAGCUGUGGGGCAAGGAGUGGUCGUACACGCGAGAGAAGUAACUUUGCUUUUCUUAGAAAGCUAACAUUACUAUAUAUUUGCCCGAAAAAUUGGCACACAACCGAUGUGGGACUAAACCCACGUCACACCUUCCUCAGAAGGGGCGGACAACCAGCGCGAGUUCGAAUCCUCCCAGAGUCAAAAUUCAUAUAUUUUUAUCUGAUUAUCGCGACUUUCCUGCAGAUCGUCAGUGAAGGAUUAAGCAACGAGAAUCGCUGGAUCAUCAGCAAAAAUCUCAUCAACGUGAUUUGCAGAGCAUUGCUACUAAAAUUGCUGAAUGAUUCGCGAUAAAAGGAUCGCGAAUCCAUCGAGUAAAUCAUUUCCGAUUGAUCAACGAACAAGCCGUCGUCGAGAAGAGGAUGAUCCGCCGGGAGACGAGUCGCCACCUCCUGAGAGUGUACGAGAUGUGAUGAAGAGCCUCCUCUUGCUGUGCGGACCUGAGGAUGAAGCUCCCUGACACGCGCCUCACCUCCAUCUAGCUCCUUUCCGUCAGGUGACAGCCACCAGAGAGCCGCAAAGUCACCGUUUUUCCACUCCGCCGGGUGACAGCCGUCGGAGACGACUCGACGACCCAUUUCAUUAAUCUCUAGACUUCGCGAGAAGAUUUAGAGAUUGCCCACGUCGUCCUUGUCCAAGGAGAGCCUUCGAAGCCGUGGACACUGCAUGACGAUCCUCCCGAACACUCAGAAUUCUGGUGCAUCGCCGAUGCAUCGUCGUCGUGACGCCGGAAUUCUGUUUUCCUGCUUUCAACUUACUUUAUGCUUCAUUUAGUGAUAGUUUUUGUGAUUUUAAUUUACCAAAAUAUACUUUGUUCUAUUACGAUUCUUUCGGCUUUUACAAGUUUUAAUUUGAUUAAUUAAAUCGUCUGUAAUCGCUUACGUAAGAAUUCCUAGGCGGAACUCUGUUUCCGCCCGAUUUGCAUUCGUCGGGUGCUGACGUCAUCUUGACGUCCGCACCCUUAUUUCCUUUUUUCAUGAAUUUUAAAUAUAUUUCCUUUUCAUUUCUUAAGAUAAAAUUCAUAGAAAAUAGUAUUCUCUGAGGAAAAUUCUAAAUAAUUACAAGAUAUUAUAUUAUAUCCCUAUGAUCGACCUGGAAAAUUAACGCUAUUUUUGGAAGUUUUAUUAAAUUAUAAUUGAUAUAUUUGUUCAGAAAUACUUCAAAAUAUCUGAAAAUUCAUAUUUUUUAGUUUUUAAAAUUUUAUAUUUGCGUGAUUUAAUAUACAACGACUAAGUCACGUCAACAAUCCUCCCGAAUGCUCAAGAUUCCGGUGCAUCGUUGACGCAUCGCCGUCGUGACACUGGAACUUUGUUUUCCUACUUUCAACUUAAUUUUUGUUUCAUUUAGUGAUAAUUUGUUGAUUUUAAAUUUACCAAGAUAUACUUCAUUUCAUUACGAUUCUUCCGACUUUUACAUAUCUUAUUUUGAUUAAUUAAAUCAUCUAUAAUCACUUACGUAAGAAUUGUCGGGUGGAACUCUAUUUCUGUUCAAUUCGCAUUUAUCGGGCGCUGACGUCAUCAUGACGUCCGCACCCUUAUUUCCUUUUUUCGUGAAUUUUAAAUAUAUUUCCUUUUUAUUUCCUAGUAUAAAAUUCAUAGAAAAUAGUAUUCUUUGAGGAAAAUUCUGAAUAAUUAUCAUAUAUUAUAUUACAUCCUUGUGGUUGACUUGGAAAAUUACCGAUAUUUUUGAAAGUUUUAUUGAAUUAUAAUUGAUAUAUUUGUUCAGAAAUACUUCUAAAUAUCCAAAAAUUCAUAUUUUCUAGUUUUAUAAAUUUUAAAUUUGCGUGAUUUAUUAUACAAUGACUAAGUCACGUCAACUAUCGUAUCCUAAACAAGGUAUAAUCCUCAACAGAUAUCCUAUAUCUAUUGUGGAUGAGUUGAUCGAUGAGUUGCAAGGUACAAAUAUCUUCUCUAAGUUGGAUUUAAAAUUUAAAUAUUAUCAAAUUUGGAUGAAGGCCUCAAACAUCCAAAAGAUUGCAUUUAAAACCCACGAUGGACAUUAUGAAUUUAUUGUCAUGUCUUUUGAUCUCUCCAAUGCACCGGCUACCUUUCAAUUACUUAUGAAUGAGUUAUUCUAAUCCUUUCUAAGAAAAUUUGUACUCAUAUUUUUUGAUGAUCUCUAUGUACAACCAAAAUCUACAAGAUCACGAAGAACAUUUGACACAGAUCUUUAUUGUCCUAUCCAAGAACAACCUUCAUAUCAAUAUUAAUAAGUGAAAAUUUGCCCAAUCUUGCAUUGAAUAUUUAGGCCACUAGAUUUCUGUAGAAGGUGUGGCAACAGAUAAAGGAAAGAUCAAAGCCAUGAUCAAUUGGCCACCCCCACAGAAUAUUAGAGAGUUGAGGAGAUUUCUAGGCCUUCGGGGUUAUUAUUGA